AUGGGAACAGUAACACCAACACUUAUACCUCGACUCCCAGCUAUACCGCUGUUCUUACCGAAAGUGCCAACUCCGCAUCCGAUGCCUUUGCCUCCGUACUCUAAUUCAUCAUCGGGGAUGGGAAUGGGGAUGGAAGGAAGGAGGAACUUGAGGAUGGAGAUGGAGGAGUUGAGUGAGGAGGAGGAAGAAGUUGAGAUGCAGUGGAAAGACGCAGUACAAACGCGAGGGUUCACGCAUUUACGAGUUAUUGGGAGGUUACUUACGAGGCAGGAGGAGAAGAAUGAUCAGGCGGAAACGGACACGGACGAGUCCGGUUCGGCACAUUCUGGAGAAGGGGACCAGAUGUCUGGUGUUAACGAGGGUGAGAACCCGUCUGAGCAGGAGCAGGAAGGUGAAGCCGACAAUGACGGUGAAGCUGAUGGUGACGUUGAUGUAGAGGGUGAAGGAGAAGGAGAGGGGGAGGAGCAGGAAGAACACGAUUUGGACGCGAGUAUGGAGGAUUUGGACGAUGAUGGGCGGAAUGUGAAUGGGACUUCUUUUGAUGUUUCGGAGGGAGAUGUGGAUGCGGAGGAGGGGGACGAGGAUGUUGAGCUAUAA
This is a messenger RNA of Fomitiporia mediterranea MF3/22, 597 nucleotides long. RefSeq lists its product as uncharacterized. The record is from RefSeq and is a predicted model, not a curated record. NCBI's taxonomy places the organism in Eukaryota, Fungi, Basidiomycota, Agaricomycetes, Hymenochaetales, Hymenochaetaceae. The transcript is spliced from 3 exons. Bases 1 to 597 code for a protein of 198 amino acids.